AUACUCGAGUAGAAGAGGCCAGUGUGGAAUUUCAAAACUCACUCUCCGCAGUCAAGUUCUACGAGUAUCAUAUGGCACUUCAUUUCGCGAUUUUGUGUUUUCAUUUACCUACGAUACAUACUUGGACUUCUUCGCGUUUUUUGUUGGUGCACUUGCAAUUGCAUGCAUUGUGAUAUUUUUGGUGGUCUAUUUUAUCGGCAUUGAAAAAUUUUGGAUUUGAUUGUGCUUUUGUUUUUCUAUGUAUAGUAGUGAUAGUUCGGUUACACAUUACCUACCUAUUUAUGCACAUUACUGUUCAUCAUGUAUCUUUCAUCUGCGAUCAUAUUUGUGAAUGUUAUCACGAUUCAAUUGCUACAGAUGCCAACAGCUGAAGGCUUACUCAUCAACAGACAAUUUCCUGCGACAGAUAUUCUUCAUACACCACAAAGAAGCAUAGGAACGGUUCCAAAGUGUCCUAAAUGCGAUUGUAGAACAAAUACUCGAAAAAAGAGAAUUGCUGGAGGAAUAGAAGCCGAAGAAAACGAAUUUCCUUGGGUGGCAGCCUUGAGAAUAUUCGGCGUUGUAGGUUGCGGAGCUACAGUUAUCACUGAGCAGCACUUAUUGACUGCUGCACACUGCGUGAAGGGGAUCUUUGCAAUCGGUACUGAAACCGGAGUUGAAGCAUUAUUGGGAGGAUAUUAUAAAAAAAUAACAUUAUAUGACUUAUACGAAAGCAAAACAGUAGUAUGGGUAGGUGUUAGCGAGAUAAUUCGACACCCGGGAUUUAAUUGGUCAUCUUCAGAUAACGACAUCGCAAUUUUGAAAUUAGAGCGCACGAUAUCAUUCAAUACCCCGAAAAUUCAACCAGCAUGUCUACCAAGUUCUGAAAAUGAAAAUUACGCCGGUUACUUUGGCACCGUUAUUGGAUGGGGUUCCAAUGACGAAAGGACGUCCCUGUCCACAACUAACAAGAUGCGGAAAGUGGAAGUUCCUAUCAUUCCGACUGGCCAUUGUAGGAUGAAUUAUAUUUAUGGAAACUCGUCGCAUUCAGUAACUGAUAACAUGAUGUGCGCUGGAUACUUGUAUUUUGGAGGAAAAGGUGCCUGUAAGGGUGACAGUGGUGGACCUUUACAAAUCAAUCUAGAUGGACUUGGAACCAUGAAAGUUGUUGGGAUUGUUUCUUGGGGUCGUGGCUGUGGUCAACCAUAUUACCCUGGCGUUUACACUCGAAUUGAUAGAUAUAAACGUUGGAUACAUGAUAACAUAGGAGAAAAAUGUUUAUGUGAAAUUUGAAAAUCAUUAAGUAUUAGAAAAUGGGCAUGUAUUUUGUUCCCAUGCAAAUGCAGUUUUCCUUAUAUGAUUAAGUACUUACCCACGUAUCGUUAUUUUAAAUGUUGUAGCAAAUUUAUGUAAAACGAUCUUACGUAGGUAGUAAUAAUUGAUUUUUAUCAUUUUUAAUUCCAGUUGUUGCAAAAAACUAAUUUUUUGGGUUUUUUGCUUGAUUUUUUCACGAAAGGAGUGACUUUUCAACUCGUAAGAGCGUAAAAUUUUCCAAAGAAAUUUUAUGUAAGAACAGACUUUAAAAUAAAAAAAAAACCUUA
Planococcus citri (citrus mealybug) is the source of this 1580-nucleotide messenger RNA. Its product is annotated as trypsin-7-like. The transcript is spliced from 7 exons. NCBI's taxonomy places the organism in Eukaryota, Metazoa, Arthropoda, Insecta, Hemiptera, Pseudococcidae. The coding region runs from base 301 to 1272 and encodes 323 amino acids. The record is from RefSeq and is a predicted model, not a curated record. Gene Ontology annotation, molecular function: serine-type endopeptidase activity. Gene Ontology annotation, biological process: proteolysis.